This is a messenger RNA of Cynocephalus volans (Philippine flying lemur), 462 nucleotides long. It is a transcript of the gene S100A12, whose product is annotated as S100 calcium binding protein A12. Gene Ontology annotation, biological process: antimicrobial humoral immune response mediated by antimicrobial peptide; positive regulation of canonical NF-kappaB signal transduction. The record is from RefSeq and is a predicted model, not a curated record. NCBI's taxonomy places the organism in Eukaryota, Metazoa, Chordata, Mammalia, Dermoptera, Cynocephalidae. The coding region runs from base 68 to 346 and encodes 92 amino acids. The transcript is spliced from 3 exons. Gene Ontology annotation, molecular function: calcium ion binding; RAGE receptor binding; calcium-dependent protein binding. Gene Ontology annotation, cellular component: cytoplasm.
CCAGUGCUGGCUUCUUGCUAUAGCUCCACACUCCUGUGCAUUGAAGGGUUAACGUGAGGCUGGGAAGAUGACUAAGCUGGAAGAUCACAUGGAAGGGGUCAUUAACAUCUUCCACCAGUACUCAGUUCGGGUGGGGCAUUUUGACACCCUCUCCAAAGGAGAGCUGAAGCAGCUGAUAACAAAGGAACUUGCAAACAUCCUCAAGAAUACCAAAGAUAAACCUACCAUUGACAAAAUAUUCCAAGAUCUGGAUUCUGAUCGAGAUGGACAGGUCAGCUUUAAGGAAUUCAUGUCCCUGGUGACCUCUGUGCUGGAGACUGCCCAUGAGAAUAUUCACAAAGAGUAGGAAGCUCUCCAAGGUCUUUCUUCCCAGCAAUAUCCCUAAGGUUCUUUCCUUCCCCUCACCAAAGCCCAUCCUUGCCUGAGGGGAGUGAGAAUUAAUAAACGUGCAGAUGAAAAGUU